Messenger RNA from Rasamsonia emersonii CBS 393.64, 3090 nucleotides. RefSeq names its product Succinyl-CoA synthetase subunit alpha. The record is from RefSeq and is a predicted model, not a curated record. Gene Ontology annotation, biological process: tricarboxylic acid cycle. Gene Ontology annotation, molecular function: succinate-CoA ligase (ADP-forming) activity; succinate-CoA ligase (GDP-forming) activity. Gene Ontology annotation, cellular component: mitochondrion; succinate-CoA ligase complex (ADP-forming). Bases 1 to 3090 code for a protein of 1029 amino acids. The transcript has 14 exons. Lineage: Eukaryota; Fungi; Ascomycota; Eurotiomycetes; Eurotiales; Trichocomaceae.
AUGAGUGCACGCACAUUGUCAACACGGCUCUCAAGGGCCAAACUUGUAGCUUCGCCUUUUCGACGACCAGGAAAAAAUCCAGACUUUCGAUUUUCUACUUCGUCAAAAGCCCUCAGCUACGCGGACACUUUGCCGAAUCUUAAGAUUGGAGCUCAUACCAAGGUUCUGUACCAAGGUUUUACUGGGCGUCAGGCGACCGCGAAUGCCAAGGAGUCCUUGGAAUGGGGUACCAAAGUUGUCGGGGGAGUCAAGCCUGGUGUAGAAGGCGAGCAUCUUGGUUUGCCUAUAUUCCCAUCGGUGAGAGCAGCCAAAGAGCAAACAAACCCUGAUGCUUCUGCCAUCUAUGUCCCGGGAAAUCAGACUGCAAAAGCAAUAGAAGAAGCGCUGGAGGCAGAAAUCCCCCUUGUGGUGGCUGUUGCAGAACAUGUCCCCCUCCACGACAUGCUCCGAGUCAGACUCCCAUUCCUUUCAUAUUCACUCCAUGCUCCAAACCCAGUCAAAGACCAGGCUGGGUUCCAGCCUCUGCCUUGUUUCUCGCCUGGUAAAGUAGGCAUCGUAGCCAAGUCGGGGACGCUGAGUUACGAGACGGUCGCUUCGACAACGAGGGCUGGUUUGGGUCAAAGUCUAUGCAUCAGUAUGGGAGGGGAUGUUCUGGCGGGGACGACGUUUGUGGAUGCUUUGAAGAUUUUCGAACAUGAUCCGGACACAGAAGGUAUCAUCAUCGUAGGAGAAGUUGGGGGCACGGCCGAAAUCGACGCGGCCGAAUGGAUCAAGGACUACCGGAGAAGAACUCCGGAUCCGAAACCGAUCAUGGCAUUGGUUGGCGGCUUAGAAGCACCUCCAGGCCGCAUUAUGGGACACGCUGGAGCGUGGGCAGCACCGGGGGAACCUGACGCAAGAGCUAAGUAUAAGGCGCUUGAAGAUGCCGGGGCAGUCAUGGUGAGCCACCCUGAGAAAUUUGGCGAUGGGAUGAAGACGCUCCUGAACGACAGACGAAGCCGUCUCCAGACUGGUACGACAUCGAAAGGGGCAAGCCAGCAGAGGGGUUUCCACACGGUAAGACGCGCUUCUCUCCAGAAGGGGCCCGUCUCUGUAGAUUCAAUGCAGCGUCGCUCCAUCUACAUUAAACAACACCAGGCCUUUGAUAUGCUUGAGGCGAAUUCAGUUGCUACACGCGAGCGCCCAGCUUCUCCUGAUGACUUUUUCCUGUCAAUCUCGGUGGAUAGAACAUCAUUCUCCCCUUGCAUCACUGCUUCUACUUCAGCAGAAGCUCAUGGGCCGACGAGUUCAUCUCAAAAAAUCCCCUUCAACUAUGCAAAUCCGGAAUUUUUGCGGGACGACUCUAUUCAGGUGGCUCUCGCAACCUACCUGGGAUUGUCGGAGGCAAGUCACAAGGAAUUGGGGCGGUUCAUUCAGAAACUGUGGCAUAUUUUCCAGACCAAAGAAGCAUUUCUCCUAGAAACACGAGCUUCUCUCUCGUCCGAAGGAACUAUAGAAGUGCACGGUGCGAGGUUCGGUUUUGACGACGCUGCUUUCAGAAGCUCUGGCCGUCAAGAAGACGUCCAUCGGUUACGGGACACGACGGAAGAAGUUCCAGAGGAGGUUGAAGCGGAAAAGCACGGAAUUAUCUAUGUCAAACUCCAAGGAGAAGGGAGCAUUGGAACCCUUGUCAAUGGUGCCGGUCUUGCCAUGAAUACCGUGGAUGCCCUCACCAUGAAAGGGGGCCACUGUGCCAAUUUCCUCGACACAGGAGGCAAGGCGACUUCGGAGACUGUCAAGGCCUCUUUCCGCAUUGUAUGCUCUGAUCCGCGCGUCAGGGCGAUUUUUGUCAACAUUUUCGGUGGCUUGACGAGAUGCGACAUGAUCGCGGAGGGAAUCAUCAUGGCAUUCCGCGACCUGGAUAUGAAGGUCCCAGUCGUAGUCAGAUUGCGAGGCACGAAUGAAGCAAUUGGUCAGAAGAUGACACUCAUAUGGAACCGCUGCAUCGAUGUAGAUUACCUAGCACAGGUUUUUGACUUAUUUUCCGUACAGCAUUUUGGCAGAUUGUGUAAAGUUGCCAAUCUUUUUGGUAUCCUCGAGAUAAAACAAUUAGAGAUAUUUGCCGAGGCCCUUGCCGCCAGAACGAUAAUGCUCGGCGUGCGCUCGCUACCCACCCGAACCCGUAUCAAUUCCUUCCAUACGGUCCCCACCAUUACACCUGCGACUAGAAUUGUCCCUGAUCGAGAGCUUUGGGUUUCGACUACAAAAGCUCAACGCCCCGCAUUGCGGCGGACCGGGCUGGCCUUGUCGCGGGCUUCAGGCAGGCGGACAUCGUACAGGUUCUACUCAACAGAAGCUACAAGUGCUGCCUCUUCUCAGCCCCCCAAGCCUCCCUCGCGACUCCGGCGUGUGUUGGGAUUCACGUCUCUAGUGGUUAUUGCAUAUCUUGCGGGGUUCGCGGUCUUUCCCUUGAGAACCACUGCUCGAACCAUGGCGGGCGUACCAACCGAUGCGGAGACCCUCCAGCUCUACGAGCCAGUCGACGAGCGCUCUCGUGAGAUCGACAACCAUAUCAAGACACAUCCGCUCGCGGAGAAGUUGCGCGCCGACCCGGCCUACACGGAGUCGCGCCCUCACUUGAAGAUCCCCGAAGAAUUUCGCAGUCGAAACCUCACUGGCGGUACCCUCGCCGGGCCAAACCGGAUUGUCGUCCCACCGUAUGUGUGGUCUCAAAAGUCCGGGAGGGACAUGGUUUCCAUCUUCUACCUGGGCUCUGACGUCUGUGGUCAUCCGGGGAUCGUUCACGGAGGCUUGUUGGCGACCAUCCUCGAUGAGGGGCUGGCCCGAUGCUGUUUCCCCGUGCUGCCCAAUGGGAUUGGCGUCACUGCGAACCUGAAUAUCGACUACAGAAAACCCGUGCCAGCGGAUACAUAUGCCGUCUUGAGGGCCUCGACUGUGAAAGUGGAGGGCCGAAAAGCGUGGGUUGAGGGACGGAUCGAAACCCUUCCUGAGGGCGACGAGGAGCCUGUGGUUCUUGUCGAAGCGAAGGGAUUGUUCGUAGAGCCCAAGUAUGCAAAGGUCAGUAUCGUUGCCCUUGAAGGAUUCGAGUAA